AUGUCGACUUCUACACCUCCGAAUGGCCGAGCUGCCAGCGACCAUGUCGAAGCCGGACCUGAGCUUCCGGAUCCUGCUCACCUGUCGCUGCCUACUUUCCACUCCGUCCGCGACUCUUCCAACGAACGAGAGGGUCGAGGUGCAAGGACAGAGUCGAGUGCUUCAGGUUCUGCCGGUCGUCGAAGUAGGAGUCGCAACCCCGACUCUCAGUCUUCCCGAUUGUUAGAACACCUUUCCUUUGUUGGCAGCAAUACUCGAAGCGACGGAGACUCCAAGAGCAAAGAGAAGGAGAAGGAGAAGGAAAAGGAAAAGACAAAGGAGAACGAUGCUCCCCUACACAACGUCUCUCGACGUUCUGGUGGCUUUCUUCUCGAGCCCGUCUCAAACUCCAAGCGGCUGUCUCGCGGGUCGCCCGCCCCUCCUGCUCGAAAAGAUUCUGAAGGGAUACGGAACAGCGGUGACUCUGAGUUGACGCUUGUGAAGAGAAGACACAAACCAAAUGGCCACUCCAGCUCAUCGUUCAAAAGUUCUCCGUUGGCGAGCGAGGUCAAACAGGAUUCCGCCACACAUGGCUAUCCCAGCUCGGAUCAGCUUGUUCCUGGCACCGACGUUCGACGGUCGCUGUCUUCCUCGCACAAUGGCUCUCAGUUUGCGGGCGUUCCGGCAUCGACUUCACGUCACGUCGAAAUGCAGACAACGCCCGGUGCCAAGGUCGGCUUUGAUAAUGAUCCUGCACAUAUCGUCAAUAUGGCUUUGAGUCUAAGUGAAGGUCGACGGCGUCUCGCUUCGGGAAGGAGAUAUGUCUCGACCGAACAGGGAGAGCGCCGCGUCGUUUCCACGGCUUCAACCGUAAAUCCAAGCAACACCGUCCGGAGACGAAGCAUCGCCCCCUUUCUGGCGACAAAUCGCAAGUCAUCGCAGAGUGGCUCUCCUAAACGUAACGCUUCGACUAAACACCGGGACUCGAACGGACCAACGACGCCUCCGUCUGUCGACGUAGCUACUACUGCAGACGCCCUCAAUCUUGACGUCGAUCCUGUUUUCGUGGCUCAACUCUCGCCGGCGACCGCAGCCCGGGUCGAGAAAGCAAAGGUUUAUUUUGAACUCGCCCACGAGCAUCGACGCCUGCUCCCGCAUCUUCCCCCAAUACGAAAGCCGGGUACUCAGGUUCGAUCUACAGGGCCAGAAGCAAUGCAAAAGGCAUACAACCCUUUACAAUAUGUCCGAAAUCGUAAGCUCCGCAUCUGGGAAAAGACACCGAUCAAUAGCGAGGCAGAGGGAUGGUAUGAUGUUCAGAAGGUCAGAGCAUGGGUUGAUGCCGUGUCUUUAAGCCACCCAGAAACCCAGCAUGAUCCUCUGGAGUGUGUCCGUUUACCUCCACUAGACCUGCGGAGUGCGGAUAAUGAUCACGAAGAUACAGACGACUCGCCAGAUGAGCCAAAGAGCGCAGUGCUACCCCGAGUGCCAGACCAACUUCAUCCCAAGCCCACCCGUCCACGAUCUGACUGGGUCACUCAUCCAGCUGACAUGAUAGCUGAUGCAUAUUGGUUGGAACAAGGCUUGAACAAGACCAAGAUCCAAGACCGAGACAACAAUCUGAUUUAUCCACCACAUACUCAUUUCACAUUCUCGGGUUGGCGCAACCAAACACCUGUCAAUAUCCCAAGCGGGUUGCAGCAAGCCUCUCCAGUUCCCGAAGCCCAUGAUGACUCAUUCGAAGAAACCCCUUCAUCAGCUCUGCCUGAACUGCCGACAUUUAAGUCGGCUCAUCAUGCACAGAAGACUAGGCGCCAUAGCCGCCGCAGAGAUAUCAUCAGAGACUCUGUUCACGGCAAGAGUGGCAGCAGCUCCAGGGAACGCUCUCGAAUACGCAAGAAGCUGUUUCACGACAGCAGCGAUUCAGACUAUUCAGCCUCGAUGUCUUCCGACGGUCCAGGGAUUGAACGUGGUCGUAGACGAAUUCGGCGGAAGCGGCACGAAAGCCCUGUCCACAAUAGUCUAGAGCAGCGCGGGAGUCAUUCGCAGUCAAAACAGCCACCACAGGCGCUUGGGCACGGUCACGGCGACUCUAGCCAAGGUUCCUCUGCCCCGACGUCGAAAAGAGCCUCAAUAGAUCACACCGGACUCAAUAAACUCUUCCGAGUGGACAGUUUGAAGAAGGCUACGCCCCUAACUCGAUCACGAAAUAGGCAGGAUUCCUCUCGGCCUCAAUCUGUUCAGAUCCCCGUUCGAUCAAGCCUUGAACAUGAACAUCAGCCUCGCGCAUCUACAGAAUAUGAUACUACUACCGCCCCUAAUUCACCCAACGGAGUUGAAUGGCCUAGUAUCGCCAUCAACCUUUCUCCGCCUCCGAGUAGACCGAGUUCGCCAUCCAAGAAACCGUUGUCCACUAUCUUGCAUCCCUUUCACCGCAAAUCUCACAAGGGUCAGAACCAGGUUAGCACAACGGACUUCGCACAUGUUCCACCAGUGCACUCCGUCCACGAACAUGAAAAGGACCAACACUUUGGCAGCCCGGAUUCUCGUGGUCAGAGUCCCAUGUCCAGGGACCUCAGUUCGCUGACCAAAAAUCAGACGAACUCGACAGAGGUCGACGACAUGGCUCCACAAUCAUCCAUUGAACACAGACACAGUACGGCGAGCAAAGCCAGUACGCGGUCAACUACCAAUGCGGGAAAUGACCAUUCAAGGAUCCGCGCGAUCUUCAAAGGGGGUCGCAUUGCAGAAAUUGUCGGAAAUGAAGUUUCUCGCGUUGGAGACUUCAUCUGGAAGCGUGACAUCCCGAUGAUAUAUAAACACAGAGGCUCGGCUUCCGAAGGCAGCAUUCGAUCUUACGAGGGGUCAGAUUCAGAGAAGGAGCAGCAGCAGCAUCGCCACCACCACCAACACCAUCAGCAGCAGCAGCAGCCGCAGCAACAAAACGGGACCAUUCUUAAAACCCCUCCACAACCUGCACGCUCAAGGUCUUCCACCAUCUCAAGUACCAAAAGCGACCAGGUCUCGCCUGUUGUCACGAAGACAAGUAACUUGGGAAAUGACCGGCCCAGAUAUAACAAUCCUAACCUGCCUAGCUUCACCUCCCCUUUUCAAAAAGAUCGCGAACGUCAAGAGAAAAAGGAAGGGUUUCUGGCUCCAGAUGAUGCUGUUAUACGGGGUGAUUCCACGGAUCACAUCUCUCGUCUUGCUGCUCAACAUCGCUCGGCCUCACAUUCGCCACGACUUGCUGCGCUACCCAAGCUUGAUACAGGAGCGCCCACUACGCCUAACGAGGUGAGCCGGCAGAAGAGUUACGGAUUCGGCGCAGCGCUGGACCUCAGCAGAUCGCGAGAUGCAUCCGAUCAACUGAACUCUGUCAUCGGUCCCGUAACUGGAUUGAGCGGUCUCCGCACUGCCAAAUCUACCGGCGAUCUUUCGAAGAUGGGCGGGUCAGAACUGGGUCAAGAAGAUGGCGAACCUGCAGACGUGACAUGGCGCGAUAUUGAACGUGCUCAGGUCCUCCUCUAUACUUCAACUGUCAAGGCCCGAGAAAUUGGACGUCGGGCAGAAGACUCAAGCGAGGAAAUGCCACCAUUUCUUCUGGAGAGCCUUACCCCGGAGAGCAAAGCCUUACAUUCCGCGAAUCCUUUGCGUGUCAAGAAACGGGAACGACAUAUUAUUGCAGCACAGAACAUCAUGAAGACACUGGAAGGCCAUUCCUCGACUUUCAAUAAGAAACUACAUUCAUUCACCACGUCGCUCAUACCUGCUCUACACAGCCAACUCCAGAUCCUCGAAGAUCAGGUAGAAAACAACAUGACUCCGCAAGUACGAUUAACAACGGAUUCAGCUGGUGAGCUGAGCAUGAAACUAUCCACUACUAGUACACUUGCCGUCAAGGAACUCAACGACUCCAUCGAAGUCGCCUUUCGCAGGAAGCGGAGGGGUCCGAUCAGGUUGUUUCGCAAACUGUGGUUUGCGGGCAUCGAAUGGACCGUUGUUGGGUUACUUUGGCUCAUCUGGGCUGUUGUUUCGGUGGUUAGAUUUGCUUUGGGCAUAGGUAGGUGUGUGAUCAAGGGAGUGAGAUGGUUGCUUUGGAUCGAUUGA
This is a messenger RNA of Fonsecaea erecta, 4083 nucleotides long. RefSeq lists its product as hypothetical. The coding region runs from base 1 to 4083 and encodes 1360 amino acids. The record is from RefSeq and is a predicted model, not a curated record. The transcript has a single exon. Lineage: Eukaryota; Fungi; Ascomycota; Eurotiomycetes; Chaetothyriales; Herpotrichiellaceae.